Messenger RNA from Manis javanica (Malayan pangolin), 2857 nucleotides. It is a transcript of the gene RBCK1, whose product is annotated as RANBP2-type and C3HC4-type zinc finger containing 1. Gene Ontology annotation, biological process: proteasome-mediated ubiquitin-dependent protein catabolic process; protein linear polyubiquitination; positive regulation of canonical NF-kappaB signal transduction. Gene Ontology annotation, molecular function: ubiquitin binding; ubiquitin-protein transferase activity. Lineage: Eukaryota; Metazoa; Chordata; Mammalia; Pholidota; Manidae. The record is from RefSeq and is a predicted model, not a curated record. Gene Ontology annotation, cellular component: LUBAC complex.
CGCCGCGCUUCCGGGCUGCCACUUUCACUUUCUCUUCCGCCGAGGCUGCUCAGGCCCUUCUCCCGACAGACAGGCCGCUCGGGAGAGGAGGGAGUGGGCUGAAAUCUCGGCCGCCGGGGGCGCUCCCAGCCGGGAGAAGGGACCACCCGUAGGUAGCAUUUCCCCGGAGCUGCCGCCCCCGCCUGGGGGGAUGGGCACAGUCACGCCGGAUGGACGAGAAGACCAAGAAAGCCGAAGAGAUGGCCUUGAGACUCACCCGAGCAGUAGCAGGCGGGGAUGAACAGGUGGCUACGCAGUGUGCCAUCUGGCUGGCAGAGCAACGGGUACCCCUGAGUGUGCAAGUGAAGCCUCAUGUCUCCUCAACACAGGACAUCAGGCUCUGGGUGAGUGUGGAGGAUGCUCAUAUGCAUACUGUCACCAUCUGGCUCACGGUGCGCCCUGACAUGACGGUGGCUUCCCUGAAGGAUAUGGUAUUCUUGGACUAUGGCUUCCCGCCAACCCUGCAGCAGUGGGUGAUUGGUCAGCGGUUAGCACGGGACCAGGAGACCCUGCACUCCCAUGGGGUGAGGCGCAAUGGGGACAGCGCCUACCUCUAUCUGCUCUCAGCCCGCAACACCUCACUCAACCCUCAGGAGCUGCAGCGGGAGCGGCAGCUGCGGAUGCUAGAAGAUCUGGGCUUCAAGGAUCUUGCUUUGCAGCCUCGGGGGCCCCAGGAGCCCGCAAUCGCGAAGCCCGGGGCCCCCCAGGAGCCCGGACGAGGCCAGCCGGACGCCGCUCCCGAGCCCCAGCCAGUGGGCUGGCAGUGCCCCGGCUGCACCUUCAUCAACAAGCCCACUCGGCCGGGCUGCGAGAUGUGCUGCCGGGCGCGGCCCGAGGCCUACCAGGUCCCUGCUUCGUACCAGCCCGACGAGGAGGAGCGCGCGCGCAUGGCCGGCGAGGAGGAGGCGCUGCGCCAGUACCAGCAGCGUCAGCAGCAGCAGCUGGAGGGGAACUACCUGCAGCAUGUGCAGCUGGAUCAGAGAAGCCUGGUGCUGAACACCGAGCCCACCGAGUGCCCCGUGUGCUACUCAGUGCUGGCGCCCGGCGAGGCCGUGGUGCUGCGCGAGUGUCUGCACACCUUCUGCAGGGAGUGUCUGCAGGGCACCAUCCGCAACAGCCAGGAGGCAGAGGUCUCCUGCCCCUUCAUUGACAACACCUACUCGUGCUCGGGCAAGCUGCUGGAGAGGGAGAUCCGGGCGCUGCUGAGCCCCGAGGAUUACCAGCGAUUUCUGGACCUGGGCAUCUCCAUUGCUGAAAACCGCAGUGCUUUCAGCUACCACUGCAAGACCCCGGAUUGCAAGGGGUGGUGCUUCUUUGAGGAUGAUGUCAAUGAGUUCGCCUGCCCUGUGUGUUUCCAUGUCAACUGCCUACUCUGCAAGGCCAUCCACGAGCAGAUGAACUGCAAGGAGUACCAGGACGACCUGGCCCUGCGGGCGCAGAAUGACGCGGCUGCCCAGCAGACAACGGAGAUGCUGAGGUCAAUGCUACAGCAGGGUGAGGCCAUGCACUGCCCACAGUGCCAGAUCGUGGUGCAGAAGAAGGACGGGUGUGACUGGAUCCGCUGCACCGUCUGCCACACCGAGAUCUGCUGGGUCACCAAGGGCCCACGCUGGGGCCCUGCUGGCCCAGGAGACACCAGCGGGGGCUGUCGCUGCCGGGUGAAUGGGAUUCCUUGCCACCCCAGCUGUCAGAACUGCCACUGAGCUGAGGAUGGCCUGGUUGCCAUGCUGACCGUACCCCACAUACCCAUCCUGCUGUGGGACAGGGCUGGUGCUUUGGCUCUGAUUUCUGGACUGGGAGAUACCUCCCUGCUUGGCUGAGACAGGGACCCUGCAGAGGCCAAGGCCCCGAGCUGCUUGGAGUCUUGUUUGCUGUGGGUGUUGCAGGGGCCCUGCCCGAGCUGGCUCUUUUCCAUGGCUGCACCUGCCUGGGGCCCUUGGGCUUGCUGGCCAGACCUCUCAGCUCUCUGCAGCUCUCUGCUCUGCCUGGCCCAGCCUUAAACACAGCCCUGGCCAGAGGCCUUGCUGGACGGAGCCCCUGAAAGCCCCUGUGAAACCACACUCCCCUAGCCACAACCCUCAAUGCUGCGCACUCACAGCCUGCCACUUCCCUGCUUUCUGGGGGUGACUUUCUCUGCCUUUGCUGUGGAAGGCCUGGGGCCUCUUAGAAUUGCUGCUAAUCCUAUUUAGAGCCUGGAGGGAGACUGGCAGCUUCUAAAGUACAGCCCAUCAGGUCCGGCUUCUGUGUCUCCCUCUUUGCUGCCUUUUAAAUUAAUUAAAAUGGUUUUCCAUGAAGGGAUGAGUGUGAUGUCCGUGAGAGGAAGUGAAAGGGUCAUGCAUGGUCUGGGACUUCAUACACAGGCAGGAUCCCAAGCCCUCCGGGAAUGGUGACAAGAAGUUGAUAUAUUGGCCCCCGUCAAUGGUGGAAUGAGUGAGCAUUGGGAUCCUUGCACCAGAGUUGGCCUUCCUGUGCCCACUUUGAGGGGCAGGAUACUCUUUGGUCAAUAUUCACCUGAAUAGGCCUAGUUGCAGUGUGUUGAAAAGUCCGCAAAGCAGUGUUUGUAGAUCAGCCUGGAUUUUAAGGGGGAAGAAUGGGUCGAGGCAGCAACUACAGGCAGGCAGGAAAGUCUUGCUGUAAACUUCUGGCCUCUUAGUGAGCAUCCAGGGUUGGGAAGCAGAUUUUCCAGAAAUUGGUGAAACUGCAAUUGAAGGGUAGGACUGUCUAUCCUAAUUUUAACAUCUCAGGAAGAUGGCACAGUAUUUAUUUAUUAGUCCCUGUUCUGUACUGGUCAGAGAUUAAUAAAACAUGGCUCUCGGUG